Messenger RNA from Solenopsis invicta (red fire ant), 937 nucleotides. RefSeq names its product ragulator complex protein LAMTOR2 (gene Lamtor2). Gene Ontology annotation, cellular component: Ragulator complex. The transcript has 3 exons. Gene Ontology annotation, biological process: cellular response to amino acid stimulus; positive regulation of TOR signaling. Bases 317 to 697 code for a protein of 126 amino acids. NCBI's taxonomy places the organism in Eukaryota, Metazoa, Arthropoda, Insecta, Hymenoptera, Formicidae. Gene Ontology annotation, molecular function: guanyl-nucleotide exchange factor activity; molecular adaptor activity. The record is from RefSeq and is a predicted model, not a curated record.
UAGUGAAAGCAAGAUGGAACGUUCCAGUGCAGUCUAGUGCAGGAAUAGAAAACAAGCCUCAUGUCUACUUCCACCAUGCAUUGAACUAUACUCUAACUGGAAUGGGCACUGCCAUAUAACGUCCGUAGGCGAUAACAGCUGAUCGUGGAGGGCAGGACUCGCAGAAGUCGAGAUCGUCAAGAUUAUUUCACACACGUACACACACACACACACACAUAUGUCACUAUAAUAUACAUUUACGUGUAUGCAUAUGUAUAUGUAAUAACUGAAUAGAAUUUUUGUCAAUAAAAUUCGCGUUUAUAUCAAAUGCAAAAAUAUGCUGAAGCCAAAAGCGCUCACACAAGUUCUUAGUCAGGCGAAUACCGGAGGCGUGGAAAAUACCUUAUUGCUCAACAGAGAUGGUGGAUUAUUAGCGUAUAGUGGUUACGGAGAUAAAGAUGCUAGAGUCACAGCUGCCAUCACAAGUAACAUUUGGACAGCUUAUGAGAAGAAUGGACGAAACGCCUUUAAGGAAGACGAACUGCAAUUUGUUCUCAUGGAUUGUAUGGAAGGAAAGGUUGUUAUCACGGAGGUAGCGAAUUUGCUCCUGUGUUUAUACGCAAAGGAAAGUGUGGGAUUUGGAUUACUGCGCGAAAAAGCGCAGGCGUUGGCCCAAUAUCUUGAUCAACCAUUAAAAACGAUAGCAAACAUGCCUUGAAUGGACUCACAAUCAAUUUGCUUUCAGGAAAGUCUGUUCUACUUGAAAGAUUAUGAAUUUACCUUACAAUAUUAUUUAUUGUUUAUAAGAAUUUAUAAGUUAUAUGUGUAUAAAUAUAUUUUUUAUUAAUCUAAAAUAUAUCAACGUACAUGUGUUUCUAUUUUUAAUAUGUGUAUUAUACGCAUAUCUAAAUGCUAUAAAAUAAACUUAUAGACAGUGUUUGCUGUUAUCUAUAUAAAA